AUGGCACCAGCUGGAUGCCCUCGAGCCAAGAAGGGUAUCUUGGAGCGUCUGGACAGCAGGGAGAUUGUGGUUGGGGAUGGCAGCUUCCUCUUCACUCUGGAAAAGAGAGGCUUUGUGAAGGCGGGGCUUUGGACUCCAGAAGCGGUGGUAGAGCAUCCAAGUGCAGUUCGUCAGCUUCACACAGAAUUCUUGAGAGCAGGAGCUGAUGUCUUGCAGACAUUCACCUUUUCUGCCACUGAAGACAAUAUGGAAAGCAAGUGGGAAGCUGUGAAUGAAGCUGCCUGUGACCUGGCCCAGGAGGUAGCCGACAGAGGGGAUGCUUUGGUGGCAGGGGGCAUCUGUCAGACAUCACUCUACAAGUACCACAAGGAUGAAACUAGAAUUAAAAACAUUUUUCGACUACAGCUGGAAGUUUUUGUCAGGAAAAAUGUGGACUUCUUGAUUGCAGAGUAUUUUGAGCAUGUGGAAGAAGCUGUGUGGGCUGUGGAAGUCUUGAGAGAGGUCGGGGCACCUGUGGCUGUGACCAUGUGCAUCGGCCCAGAGGGGGACAUGCACAACGUGACUCCUGGAGAGUGUGCGGUGAAGCUGGUGCGUGCAGGGGCGAACAUCAUUGGGGUCAACUGCCGGUUUGGGCCCUGGACCAGCUUGCAGACCAUGAAGCUAAUGAAGGAGGGCCUCAGGGAUGCCGGCCUGCAAGCUCACCUUAUGGUCCAGUGCUUGGGUUUCCACACACCAGACUAUGGCAAGGGGGGGUUUGUGGAUCUCCCAGAAUACCCCUUCGGCCUGGAGCCAAGAGUUGCGACCAGAUGGGAUAUUCAAAAAUACGCCAGAGAGGCCUACAACCUGGGGGUCAGGUACAUUGGCGGCUGCUGCGGAUUUGAGCCCUACCACAUCAGGGCGAUUGCAGAGGAGCUGGCGCCAGAAAGGGGAUUUUUGCCACCAGCUUCAGAAAAACAUGGCAGCUGGGGAAGUGGCUUGGACAUGCACACCAAACCCUGGAUCAGGGCAAGGGCUAGACGGGAAUACUGGGAGAAUCUCCUGCCAGCCUCUGGAAGACCUUUCUGCCCUUCUCUAUCAAAGCCGGAUGCGUAA
Molecule: messenger RNA, 1092 nt
Organism: Mastomys coucha (southern multimammate mouse)
Lineage: Eukaryota; Metazoa; Chordata; Mammalia; Rodentia; Muridae
Product: S-methylmethionine--homocysteine S-methyltransferase BHMT2
Exons: 8
Coding region: 1-1092 (363 amino acids)
Molecular function (GO): zinc ion binding; betaine-homocysteine S-methyltransferase activity
Source: RefSeq, a predicted model, not a curated record